AUGUCUGACUCUAUCUUCGGCAGUAUUUCCUUUUUGGGAUAUCCAGCUAUCGCAUACACCGACAUAAUCACUAUCUUCAUUUUCUUGGGACUGUUAUGUACUGUUUCUUUGGCUUUUAUCCGCCUAUGGCUCAGCCCAAUUGCCGCAUUCCCCGGUCCCAAACUCGCGGCAGUUACAUUCUGGUAUGAGUUCUACUACGACUGGAUUUUGACUGGGAAAUACUAUCAACGUAUCAAAGAACUACAUGAUGAAUAUGGACCAAUUGUUCGCAUCUCCCCAGAUGAACUCCAUAUCGACGAUGCAUCAUUUUAUGACCAACUUUAUGUCUCAACUGCAGUCAGGAAGAGUCAUGGCUACCACCGCUUCUAUAUGACUGCUCUCGCAAUAGAUCAUGACAUGCAUCGAGCUAGCAUAGCACCUUUGAAGCCGUUCUUCUCCCACGCUGGUAUCACACGGGUCGAAUCUAGAGUCGACGCAUGUGUCCUCAAGCUUGGUCAGAAACUGGAAGAGCUGGCCAGCGUCAAUACCGAACCGAAAAGUCCAGUCAUUGUAAACUUGACGCACGCCUUUAAUUCAUACACAAAUGAUGUUAUCUCGUCAAUUCUAUUCGAAGAUCCAAGCGACUUUUUAAAUGAUCCUGAAUUCAACGCCCCUUGGUAUGAAAAUGUUAAACGAGGUCUGUUGGCUAUUCCACUCUUUGCCCACCUUCCAUGGCUAGCAAGUUCCAUUGAUAAGGUUUAUCAUGGAACGAACGACUGA
Messenger RNA from Penicillium soppii, 759 nucleotides. RefSeq lists its product as uncharacterized. NCBI's taxonomy places the organism in Eukaryota, Fungi, Ascomycota, Eurotiomycetes, Eurotiales, Aspergillaceae. The transcript is spliced from 6 exons. The record is from RefSeq and is a predicted model, not a curated record. Bases 1 to 759 code for a protein of 252 amino acids. Gene Ontology annotation, molecular function: heme binding; monooxygenase activity; oxidoreductase activity, acting on paired donors, with incorporation or reduction of molecular oxygen.